CGGAUCCUGUCUCCCUCUCUGCAACUUAAACCUGGAGGGGAGUUGGGGGAAGGAACAGCGCCCAGAACCCGUGUGCACGAGUUUCUUGAACCCCCACGAAUAAAGGUUUCCGUGAACUCUGCGCGUAAGGGUGACUUUGAACCUGGGCGGCGUGGCGCGGAGCCCCAGCACCUGACAGCGCACCUCCCCCGGGACCGGCGGGCAGGCGGGGCCCCGCGGGCCCCAAUCACCGUCGGUGACCGAGCCUGCUUCCGGCACCCAGCGCAAAUCUGCGGCACCCGCUGGUCGCCCCUGGGCACCCCGAGACCAUGGGGAAGCUAGUGGUGCUGACGGUGCUGGGGGCCAGCCUGGCCCUGAUCGGGGAGCGCUUACUGGCAUUUAGAGAAAGAAUCAAUGCAACUCGAGAAUUGGAACCUGUAGAACUCCAGAACUGCCAUCUCAUUGAGGGACUUGAAAAUGGAUCUGAAGAUAUUGAUAUACUUCCUAGUGGGCUGGCUUUUAUCUCCAAUGGAUUAAAAUAUCCAGGCAUGCCAGAUUUGGCACCAGAUGCGUCAGGAAAAAUCUACUUGAUGGAUCUGAAUGAGCAAAACCCAAGGGCACAAGCACUGAAAAUCAGUGAUGGAUUUGACGAAAAAUUUUUUAAUCCACAUGGGAUCAGUACCUUCAUCGACAAAGACCACACGGUGUAUCUCUACGUUGUGAAUCAUCCCCACAUGAAGUCCACUGUGGAGAUAUUCAAAUUUGAAGAACAACAACGUUCUCUCAUACACCUGAAAACCAUAAAGCAUGAACUUCUCCAGAGUGUGAAUGAUAUUGUGGUUCUUGGGCCAGAACAAUUCUAUGCCACCAGAGACCACUAUUUCACCACCUACUUCUUGGCACUUUUGGAGAUGAUCUUGGAUCUGCACUGGACUCAUGUUAUUUUCUACAGCCCCAAAGAGGUCAAAGUGGUAGCCAAAGGAUUUAAUUCUGCCAAUGGAAUCACAGCCUCACUAGACCAUAAGUAUAUCUAUGUAGCUGAUGUAACAGAUAAGAACAUUCACAUACUGGAAAAGCAUGAUAACUGGGAUUUAACUCAACUGAAGGUAAUACAGUUGGGCACCUUGGUGGAUAACUUAACUGUUGAUCCUGACAAUGGAGAUAUUUUGGCAGGAUGCCAUCCUAAUGCCAUGAAGUUGCUGAACUAUAACCCUGAAGAUCCCCCAGGGUCAGAAGUGCUACGCAUCCAGAAUGUUUUGUCUGAUCAGCCCAGGGUGAGCACCAUCUAUGCCAAUAAUGGCUCUGUGCUUCAAGGGACCUCAGUGGCUUCUGUAUACCAUGGAAAAAUUCUCAUAGGCACAGUGUUUCACAAAGCUCUCUACUGUGUACUCUAAAUUGCAGGUAUUCCAAAGGAUCUACAUGUUUGAUGAAAGUAAACCUGCCAUUAUAUAAUAAGUUGAACUGUAAACAAAUAAUACAUACCAUCAAAGGUGUGCCUUGCUUUUCUUAUGGCUAGAGGUGAAAGAACAGAGGUUGAUUACAUAACAUCCACCAAAUCUCAAGCCACCUUUUUUUUUUGCCUUUAUUUUUUUUAUUGGUUGUUCACAACAUUACAAAGCUCUUGACAUAUCAUAUUUCAUACAUUAGAUUGAAGUGGAUUAUGAACUCCCAAUUUUACCCCAAAUGCAGAUUGCAGAAUCACAUCAGUUACACAUCCACAAUUUUACAUAAUGCCCUAUUAGUAACUGUUGUAUUCAAGCCACCUUAAUCACAGUCCAGCUAGAAGUCAGACUGCUCCACUCUUCUUCACGCAUCCCCAAUAUCAUUAUACAGUAAAAUGCAUGGGCUGUGGCCAUGGAGGGCUCCAGCUCAUUUAUAGCCUCUUAGGAUCUGUGUAACACAAUUGCCUCCUACAAGCUGUGAUAUUCUGAGUCUCCUGCAGUCCAGAUCAGGAAAGAAGCUAAUGUUCAAGCAUUUAUAAUUCCUGUUCUCUCCCUCCAAAUGUGUGUGGCACCAAAUGUUACUCAAGUGUCCCAGUCUAUAGCAAAAAGCAAGAACUGCAUCAUGAGACUACCCAAGGCCCUGCUUGAACGUGCAUUCUCCCCAGGAGACACACAGGGAAUCUGAUUCUGGGAAAUCUGACAGAGCAAAGCCUCACUGGCUACCUUAGGGCAAGGACAGGGGUAAUGUAUUUACCUGUAUGAGGUCACUAUUUGUGCCGAUACCUGUAUUUCAAGUGUUCCUGAGCUGCUUGGCUCUGAACCAUGAGAUGAGAUCUCAGGGCACUUGUUUUCCACUGCUCUCAGCUUGCUCUACAGGUUAAUUCAAUAAACACUUAUUAAGCAUCCUCCUACGGACGUGGCACUAACAUCUCUGAAAAAGUCACAUGGUUCUGACCUAAAGUCCUAUCUUAAGAACCAAUCCAACCUUAGUUUGAUAACAGUAAACACAAGCAUCCCUUUCUUGUUUACAAAACAAAAACCAAGACAACCUUUGACAAAUCAUUAAAGAGAAUCUGUGAAUCAA
This is a messenger RNA of Ictidomys tridecemlineatus (thirteen-lined ground squirrel), 2505 nucleotides long. It is a transcript of the gene Pon3, whose product is annotated as paraoxonase 3. Gene Ontology annotation, cellular component: extracellular region. Gene Ontology annotation, biological process: response to toxic substance. Lineage: Eukaryota; Metazoa; Chordata; Mammalia; Rodentia; Sciuridae. Gene Ontology annotation, molecular function: arylesterase activity. The record is from RefSeq and is a predicted model, not a curated record.